This is a messenger RNA of Clarias gariepinus (North African catfish), 1259 nucleotides long. RefSeq names its product trafficking protein particle complex subunit 5-like. The record is from RefSeq and is a predicted model, not a curated record. Gene Ontology annotation, biological process: endoplasmic reticulum to Golgi vesicle-mediated transport. The coding region runs from base 81 to 662 and encodes 193 amino acids. Lineage: Eukaryota; Metazoa; Chordata; Actinopteri; Siluriformes; Clariidae. Gene Ontology annotation, cellular component: TRAPPI protein complex; TRAPPIII protein complex; TRAPPII protein complex. The transcript has 3 exons.
UAAAAACAAAACCCGGAAGUAACGGAACUGGUUGGUUUUUGGUUGUUAUGUGAGAUUUUAACAGAAGGAUUGUAGAUCAUAUGGAGGAAUUGACCAUGGAGACCCGCUUCACCAGGGGGAAGUCCGCGGUGCUCGAGCGCUCUCUGUCCCGGCCCAGGACGGAGGUGAGUCUGAGCGCCUUCGCGCUGCUCUUCUCGGAGAUGGUGCAGUACUGCCAGAGCCGGGUGUACUCGGUGUCCGAGCUGCAGGCGCGCCUGGCGGACAUGGGCCGAGCCGUGGGGGCGUCGCUGCUCGAUCUGCUGGUGCUGAGGGAGAAGAACGGCAAGAGGGAGACCAAAGUGCUCAACAUCCUGCUCUUCAUCAAGGUCUCCGUGUGGAAGUCUCUGUUUGGUAAGGAAGCGGACAAGCUGGAGCAGGCCAACGACGACGACAAGACCUACUACAUCAUCGAGAAGGAGCCGCUGGUGAACACGUUCAUAUCCGUGCCCAAGGAGAACAGCACUCUAAACUGCGCCGCCUUCACCGCCGGCAUGGUGGAGGCCUUCCUCACGCACAGCGGCUUCCCCGCCAAAGUCACCGCGCACUGGCACAAAGGCACCACGCUCAUGAUCAAGUUCGACGAAGCUGUCAUCGCCCGAGACAAGCAGCUGGACGGGAGGUAGAGAGGGACAAGGACGAGGAGCGCCGUGUGUGUGUGUUUUACAGAGUUCCAAAGUCAAUCAGGUCAUCUUCAAUUCCUGGUAGAGAAUUAAAAAUGCUGAAAAGGUUACACAGGUUCUGUGAGUGAAACUCUAAAAAGACAAGUUAUUUACUCAAAGAGUGAGUGUGAAUAUAUUAGUACACUCUGAUCAUUGAUAUUACUAAAACAAUGCAAAAUACUGACGCAAGAGAAACUCUACAGCUCCUUGUGGUUGAUUUAAAACCACAAACAGGAACUAAAACAAAUAAAACUCUUACUUAUUGCCUCACUCGUCUACCGCAUAAGCGCCUUGAGAACCCGUCCAGAGACAGGUCGCGCGUGAGUGUGUGUGUGUGUGUGUGUGUGUGUGUGUGUGUGUGUGUGUGUGUGUGUAAAUGAUUAUCAGGUGUUGGGUCAGUGGGUCAGUGCUUGUCUGUUUGCGUGUUGUCUUUUAACAUCUCUGCUUAUUGUACUGUGUAUUAUUAUCAUGAGUAAGGCUUGAUUCUGGUGAGGAUGUAACUUUUAUUUUGUUUUCUGUAAAGCUGUUACAAUAAACGCAAAUUAUGUACAACAUAUAUAA